Rotaria sordida is the source of this 630-nucleotide messenger RNA. NCBI's taxonomy places the organism in Eukaryota, Metazoa, Rotifera, Eurotatoria, Philodinida, Philodinidae. The record is from the annotation of a GenBank genome assembly.
AUGUAUAUUUUAGAUGCUCAAAAUUGGAUUGAAAGUAAAAGGACCUUAAUAUCAAAGUAUUCUUCUUACCAAAUUUUGAAUAGUGAUCACUGUUCAUUUCAGCAAGAAUAUAUUGCAUCAAGAACAUUUUCUUUUACUGGUGAAAGAACAACAGAAGUGACUGUUAAAAAGAAAUAUAAUACAACACAUUCUUAUACUGUCCAACCUGUUACAUCAGCCGACGGUCAUUUAUUAGACAAGUUCUUGCUUAUUCUUCAAGAAAAAGGAAAUACAUUUGGUAAAAAUGUGCAAAAACAUUUAAUUGUACCACCAAACAUUGUAGUUGAAGCUUCAAAAUCAGGAAAAAGCAGCAAUGAAAAACAGACUGCUUUUUUACAUGAAGUUUUAUGUCCUUUGGUUGGUAAAAAAGUUCUUCUUUUCCUUGAUUCUUGGAAAACUCAACCUGAUCUAACAAAAUUUAGAGCAGGAUUUCCUAAUCAAGACAGUCAAUUAUUGAUUUUUCCUGAAGGAUCAACAGGUUAUAUUCAACCACAAGAUCUUUCUUUAUUUCGUUCAUGGCGAUUUAUUCAUGAAAAAAUCGAACAUUACGUUCAUAUCAAUCAAGUAGAAAUGACCAUAAGUGAUCGUUAA